Molecule: messenger RNA, 790 nt
Organism: Clupea harengus (Atlantic herring)
Lineage: Eukaryota; Metazoa; Chordata; Actinopteri; Clupeiformes; Clupeidae
Product: type-2 ice-structuring protein-like
Exons: 6
Coding region: 188-679 (163 amino acids)
Source: RefSeq, a predicted model, not a curated record
CUGAUAACAGUGUCCACAACAAAAACCAAUGAAUGUUAUUGAAUGAAUACUAAUAUUGUGAAAUUUAAGUAACUGUAUAUAAAAGCUGGUCUUUCUCUCGUCCAGCAGUACCAGGCAACUUGUGCAGACAGAAGAGAAGAUAUUUUUCCAGCAGGUUAUCAAGGUUAAAGUCAUCUCCACUACCAGGAUGCUGGCUGUGUCUCUACUUGUUUGUGCCAUGGUGGCUCUGACUAGGGCUGCGGACGUCUUCCUGCGAUCAGACAUGUUACCCAUUCUUCUCUGUUUGUCCUCAGAAUGUCCCACUGAUUGGAAGAUGUUCAAUGGUCGCUGUUUCCUUUUUAAUCCAUUACAAUUGCAUUGGGCUGACGCUCAGGAAAGCUGUAUGAAGGAGGGGGCAAACCUUGCAUCCAUUCACAGCCUUGAAGAGUCUACGUUUGUUAAGGAGCUGACAAGUGCAGACUUAAUCCCAUCAUGGAUUGGAGGCACAGAUUGCCAAGUGUCAACCCGUUGGUUUUGGAUGGAUAGCACAAGUAUGGAUUAUGCUGACUGGUGCGCUGCACAACCUGAUACAACCUUAACUGAGUGCUGCAUACAGAUGAAUGUUGGAAUUGGAAAAUGCUGGAAUGACACACCUUGUACGCAUCUUCAUUCAUCAAUCUGCGCCAAGCCACUGAAAUGAAUUCUGAGCUGACCCAGAGGCAUCCACCACCGUCAAUCACGUGAUUGUGUGUAUGUUUGCAUACUCUUCUGUGUUUUUCAUGUAUCAAGUCAAAUAAAAGGCUGAAACAAA